Phascolarctos cinereus (koala) is the source of this 1817-nucleotide messenger RNA. RefSeq names its product olfactory receptor 3A1-like. The record is from RefSeq and is a predicted model, not a curated record. Gene Ontology annotation, cellular component: membrane. Gene Ontology annotation, molecular function: olfactory receptor activity. NCBI's taxonomy places the organism in Eukaryota, Metazoa, Chordata, Mammalia, Diprotodontia, Phascolarctidae. Gene Ontology annotation, biological process: G protein-coupled receptor signaling pathway.
AUGGACCUCCAACCUAGAUAUAAUGUGACAGCUGUGACCAAGUUCAUCUUACUGGGGCUGACAGAGAGGUGGGAACUGCAGCCAACUUUUGCCAUCUUUCUCUUGGCCUAUGUGGCCACAGUUGGUGGCAACCUGGGCAUCUUGGCUGCCAUCUCGGUGGAGCCUAAGCCGCAUACGCCAAUGUACUUCUUUCUGGGGAAUUUGUCACUGCUAGAUAUUGGGUGUGUCAGUGUCACAGUGCCCCCAAUGCUGGUGCAACUCCUAUCCCGAGAGCAAGCUGUCCCCUUUGUUGCCUGCCUCUCUCAGCUCUUCUUCUUCCACCUGCUCGUUAGGGUUGACUGCUUCCUGCUGACUGCCAUGGCCUAUGAUAGCUUCCUGGCCAUCUGCUGCCCUCUCACCUAUACAACUCACAUGGGCCAAGGAGUCCAGGGAGUGCUGGUGGGUGCAUCUUGGGCCUGCACACUUGGAAAUGCAUUGACCCAUAUGGUGGCACUAUCCACUCUUGAUUUCUGUGGCCCCAAUGUGGUAAACCACUUCUACUGUGACCUCCCCCUACUCUUUCACCUUGCCUGCUCCAGUACUCACCUCAAUUAGCUGCUGUUCUUUGCUCUGGGUGUCAUCAUGGCAGGAGACCCCAUGAUCCUCAUUGUCACCUCCUACUUGCAGGUAGCAGCUGCUGUGCUGCAGAUCCAAUCAGCAGCGGGUCGGAGAAAGGCCUUCUCCACCUGCAGCUCACACCUGGCUAUUGUGGGCAUCUUCUAUGAGGCUGGUAUCUUCAGCUACAUGUGCCUGGGUUCCAUUGAGGCCUUAGACCAGAGCAAAGGGGUUGGAAUCCUCAACACUGUCCUCAGCCCCAUGCUCAAUACACUCAUCUACAGCCUCUGGAACCCAGAAGUGCAAGGAACCCUGUGGUGGGUUUUUACAGGGCAGAAAGUCUCAGCCUGAGGUGACCUAGGCCCUUGCUCCCACUGGUUUUAAGGUCUUUACUAGGUUCCCAGCGGUCUCCCAGCUCUCUCCUUGGCCUAAUGACAACAGGUGGCAUCUACUACCCUUUAGCCUCCAGCAGCCUAGGCCCUCAUUCUUAGUGGCACUCCAUGCCUUUCAGAGGGCAUCAGGAGUCUCAUAAGUCUUAUCUUAGCCUGAAAAUUAUAGGAAUGAGUACUGUUCCUUGGCCUGAGGUAAUCCUGAGGCUAAGGCUCCCUUCCUCAGAGAUCUCUGCUUAUGGGGACCUUUGUAGUCAGUCCCCCAUUUUUCUUCUCUCUUUGGCUGAGAGCUGACAGGGAUGGAUCUCAACUGGAGGUGACUUUUUUCCUCAGUGCUUUUCCAGAUAUCUCACUGUUUCAGCAGGCUCCUCACUUUCCUUGGCUGGACUAUGACAAAAUGAAAAGCAUAGCUCAGCCUGAGGUAUCCAAGUGCUCAGGCUUUUAUCAUUGGUGAGCCCUUUCUUCUGAAAGGCCCCUGGUCUAAAGUGAUAGGUAUCUUGAGCUCUCUUCCUUCGGGAUUUCAAAACUCUCUCUCUUUCUCUUUCUCUCCCCCCCCCCCAUUUCUCUCCUCGAAUUAAUGCUGACAAGGACGGGUGACAGACAGAGCUUGACCUGAGGUGACCAUAUCUUCCCAGGGAAACAUCUAGGGAGCUGGGGGACUAAGAGAGAGAGAGAGAGAAAGGAAGGAGAGAAAGGCAGAGACAAGAGAAAGAGACAGAAACAAGCAAAGGGGGAGGGGAGGGGAAAGGGAAUGAUGGGAAGACAGUCUGUUUGCUCUAAGAUCCUUUCCUGGGACAGAUCACUCAAAAGCACUCAUCCAGCCACAUUCUUCAC